AUGUUUGGCUGUGAAGCUAAAGUCGGAUUAAAUAGUCUUCCUAAAGAUGCGCUAGUUGAACUGUCAACAGAAGAAGAGCUAGAAUCUAUACUGAAUGAAAACGAAAACCAGUUGAAUGAGGAGAGGGAAACGGAACCCAAUAUUACCGACGCUGUGAUUAAUAAAGAUGAAGAAAUAGAAAGCGAUACUACAAAAAAAAACACUGAUUCGCAAAAUGAAAUUCCAAAUAACCUGACAGGAAAAUCUGAUAAAGAUACAGAAAACCAAGGAAAUACUAAAGAUCCGUCAAAAAUAACGCAAAGUGACCAAGAAAUAGUAAUUACUCUCGAUAAAGAGAAACAAGAUAUAGGAAACAACAGAAAAUUUGUUGAACAAUCUCUGAAAAAGCAACCAAAUAAAAUGUUAGCUCUAUCUUCAGUAAAAAUCUUGAUGUAG
Parnassius apollo (apollo) is the source of this 435-nucleotide messenger RNA. Lineage: Eukaryota; Metazoa; Arthropoda; Insecta; Lepidoptera; Papilionidae. The record is from the annotation of a GenBank genome assembly.